This is a messenger RNA of Vicia faba (fava bean), 1842 nucleotides long. NCBI's taxonomy places the organism in Eukaryota, Viridiplantae, Streptophyta, Magnoliopsida, Fabales, Fabaceae. The record is from the annotation of a GenBank genome assembly.
AUGGGUGAAUACGAAUUCGAAUUCGAAGAGAGAAAAUACGAAGCAGAAGAAGAAGAUCACAAUCACAAUCAGAACGAUUCCUCCCCACAACCACCUCCUGCCGACAACGAUCUCACCGACUCCAAAUCCAACCAUGGUUCUCGUGAUAAUGAAAGAGAAUCCUCGAGAAGUAGAGAAAAGGAGCUGGAGAAUGGGAGAGAUAAGGAAAGGAAAAGGGAAAAAGGGCGAGACAUGGAGAGAAGCAGGGACAGGGAUAGGGAGAGAAGCAAGGACAUGGAUGGGGAGAGAAGCAGGGACAGGGUCAGAGAUAGGGAGAGAAGCAGGGAAAGGGGAAGAGAUAGGGAGAGAAGCAAAGACAGGGAACGUGAUCGGGAUGUGGAUAAGGAUAGGGUCAAGGACCGUGAUCACCAUCAUAGAGACCGACACAGGGAUCGUGGUGAGAGAAGGGUGAGGGAUAGAGAUGACGAUGAUCAAUACAGAAGCCGAGGCUAUGACAGACGAAGGGACUACGAUCGAGAGGAUAGGCAUAGGACUAGGCGCAGGUCUCGAUCUAGAUCAAGGUCAAGAGCUCGAUCUGAGCAUAGAUCAAGGUCACGUUCUCGUUCACGCUCAAAAAGCAAAAGGACUAGUGGUUUUGACAUGGCCCCCCCUGCUUCUGCGAUGUUGGCCGGUGCUUCUGCUGUUGCAGGUCAGAUUACCGGGGCAAGUCCUGCAAUUCCUGGAAUGUUCCCAAAUAUGUUUCCCAUGGCUACAAGUCAGUUGCAGCAAUUUAAUACACUCCCUGUCUUGCCUGUUCAGGCUAUGACACAACAGGCAACACGGCAUGCUAGGCGGGUGUAUGUUGGGGGCCUCUCUCCUACAGCUAAUGAGCAGUCAGUUGCAACUUUCUUCAGUCAGGUUAUGGCUACAAUCGGAGGAAACACUGCUGGUCCAGGUGAUGCCGUUGUGAAUGUUUACAUUAACCAUGAUAAGAAGUUUGCCUUCGUGGAAAUGAGGUCUGUCGAGGAAGCUAGCAAUGCAAUGGCUUUAGAUGGAAUUAUUUUUGAGGGUGCACCAGUUAAGGUCAGGAGACCUACUGAUUAUAAUCCUUCUCUAGCUGCUGCCCUAGGUCCAAGCCAACCUAACCCAAACCUUAAUCUGGGUGCAGUCGGCCUAUCACCUGGGUCUGCUGGGGGACUUGAUGGUCCUGAUCGGAUUUUUGUUGGUGGAGUUCCUUAUUACUUUACUGAAACACAGAUCAGAGAGCUUUUAGAGACUUUUGGUCCUCUUCGGGGUUUUGAUCUAGUGAAAGAUAGAGAAACAGGGAAUUCAAAGGGUUAUGCGUUUUGUGUUUAUCAAGAUCUCGCCGUUACAGAUAUUGCUUGUGCAGCUCUCAAUGGAAUAAAAAUGGGUGAUAAGACCCUUACUGUUAGACGGGCUAAUCAAAACACUAACCCAAUGCAGCCUAAGCCUGAGCAAGAGAGUAUUUUAAUGCAUGCACAGCAGCAGAUUGCUCUCCAGAAACUAAUGUUACAACCAGCAUUAGUGGCAACAAAGGUGCUGUGUUUAACUCAUGCAGUUUCUCCUGAUGAGCUCAAAGAUGACGAGGACUAUGAAGAGAUUCUUGAUGAUAUGCGACAAGAGUGUUCCAAAUUUGGUAAUUUGGUGAAUGUGGUGAUUCCUCGCCCACGACCCGAUGGUGAACUAUGCCCUGGAGUUGGAAAGGUAUUUUUGGAGUAUGCUGAUGUUGAAGGUUCUGCAAAAGCUCGUGCUGGGUUGAAUGGAAGAAAAUUUGGGGGAAAUCAAGUAGUAGCUGUCUAUUAUGCCGAGAACAAAUUUGCUGAGGGCGAUUAUGAAGGCUAA